Trichomonas vaginalis G3 is the source of this 2100-nucleotide messenger RNA. RefSeq names its product guanylate cyclase protein. The coding region runs from base 1 to 2100 and encodes 699 amino acids. The record is from RefSeq and is a predicted model, not a curated record. Lineage: Eukaryota; Parabasalia; Trichomonadida; Trichomonadidae. The transcript has a single exon.
AUGUUUUAUUCGCCGAGAAUUAUGUUUUUAGCUGACAUAACAUUAAAUUGGAACUCGCUAAGUAGUAUGUUGAUUACAUUAUGCAAUGGACUCCUUUCCAUGCUUACAUCAGCCUCAAUUUCCAUAACAGAUUCAAAGAUAUCGAUUUUAUUUGCAACAUUAAUUAUAACGUACUUACAGUUGUUCCUAUCGGUCUAUUUAUUUGUAAAUGUAUCGUUCAUUAACAGAAAAAUCGGUUCUAUUUAUUCCGGAAUAUUAUUUGGUUGUGGAGCAGCAAAUAUCGUUAAUAUCAUUGCAGUUUAUAAGACUAUCAACUAUACAAUCAUAUUCUUCGCUACAAUCUUAUUAGUUAUCGCUUCUGUUCCAAUAUUUUUGAUGAUAUCAAAUAAAAUCGUUCAAAAAGCUCUAACGAGGAUAUCUUUUGUUGACAAUGAGAAUCAGAAACAAGUUUACAACAAAGCCGAUGAAUUUAUUUCAGAUGUAAAAUUAACAAUCGAAUUUUGUCCUCUGCAAGUGUUUUCUUGGACAUUAUACGAAUUCUUCCUCGAACUAGAACCUCGAAACAACGAUUUGAUACUACUUUAUUGCAGAUUGAUCUCUGCAUUUCCAAGAUAUCAGUAUCAUCUCGACGAUGUAGCGAAAUUCAUGAACUAUUCAACUCUCAAACUACGUAGAAUAUAUUUCUUGCAAUUAUCGCACAUCAUCCGCCAUAGACAUACCACUACAACUACAGAAGUUAUUUCAUUUUUCAAUGAUUACGAUAAUCAGAACAGAACUUUACAAUUAUUGACCCAGAAAUUCUGGGAAAACGUUUUAUCAGAGAACAGAUCUGCUUUUUGGACGACAAUGUUAGAUUAUAACAAAGAAAUCAAGAACAUGGAAGUUUUAGUGAGACAAGCGAUCAACGAUUUCGAGAACAGCCCUGAAGUAAUCUCACAAGCCAUAAGAGUUUAUCAAACAGUCACUUUUAACUUCCAUCAAGCAAAUAAACACUCUGAUGAGCUGAAAUUGUUAAUGAGUGGUGUUCCUGCGCAUCCUGAUCGUGCUCUUCCUAACAUUCUUUCGGUGUUUCCGAUGAUUGGAGGCAUUUCCGCCGAUGUCGUACAGGAUAUUGAAAUUUCUGGCCACGCGAUUGACAUGCACGAUAUCGAUUCCGACUUAAUGCAGCGUAAAGAAGUAGUCUAUGACCUUCUCAGCCAUCAAAAAGUCGGCCAAAUUUGGUUACAGGUCAUUUACUUCAUUUUGGCGAGUGUUUUGUUGGUUGUUUUCGGAUCUGUGUAUAUAUCUAAGCUCAGUAGUACAGUUGUUAAUGAGAUAACCCAGACAUCAGAUUUUAUGAUCGAAGCAAGUACGUUGUUACACGUUUUCUCGCGUUAUGCCUUAUUCAAGAGCUUCAACAAAGGCUUGUACCACACGAAAGAUACUCCUAUGUCCAAUUCUGAUGAAACCAUGAAACAAAUUUCUCCGAAUUGGUAUCCAGAGUACCUUUCUAAGUAUGAUCCGUCGGAUACAAAGAUGGCCAGCUUGGAAUAUUCUCUUAAAAAAGAACUAGGACUAACGGUAGAGAAAUUAAGAGAAUUAGAUCAAACAAGAGAGAACGUUAAGGUGUUUAAUGAUCGGUUCUUGGUCGAACAGUUCGAACCAUACAAUUAUACACUCAAUGAACUCAUGGUUAACAUAUUUUCUUACGAAAAAUUGGAUUUAACUUUCCUCCAAAUGACGAAAACAGCAUUUACAUACUUGAAAGACAUCAUAGCAGAGUUUGCUGAUGCUACGGACUUCACGAAUACUCCUUUAUCCAUUAAUAUUCUUAUGAUAUUAACUUUGUUAAUAGAUUUAUUGGUUUAUUGUCUUCCUAUGGUUCUCUAUUACUUCCUUAUCCAUGUUCAGAUGGAAGAUAUCUGUUCUAUGUACUUUUCCCUUCCAAUGAGCGAAGUCAAGAAAAUAAUCGGAGACCAAACAAAAGCUAAGAAGGAAAACAGCCUCGCAAUGACCUUAAUAUCCUCUUCCGAUAACAAAUUCUUGAACUUUCCCAUGGCAAUAGUACAGUAUACAUUGUGCGUCGCCUGUAGCCUACAGCUACAGGCACCGACACAAUGA